GCGCGAUGACGUCAUCGCGGCGUGCCCCUGCAGCAGUUUAAAGCGGUGUAGGAAACCCCGUGCAGUCGCCAACGCCCGGUGCAGUCGGUGUGUUGUUGGGGAUACAGCAAUAGAUUCAAUAUAAUAAAAGUGGAGACUUGAAAGUGACCUACAACUAUGCAGACUAUUAAAUGUGUUGUAGUUGGUGAUGGUGCUGUUGGUAAAACAUGUCUCUUAAUCUCUUACACAACAAACAAAUUUCCAUCAGAGUAUGUUCCUACGGUAUUUGAUAACUAUGCUGUGACAGUUAUGAUUGGAGGUGAACCAUAUACCUUAGGACUGUUUGACACUGCAGGUCAGGAAGAUUAUGACCGAUUACGACCACUGAGUUAUCCACAGACCGAUGUUUUCCUUGUGUGCUUUUCUGUUGUGUCACCAUCAUCAUUUGAAAAUGUUAAAGAAAAGUGGGUACCAGAGAUAACUCAUCAUUGUCCAAAGACUCCAUUCUUGCUGGUUGGGACUCAAAUUGAUCUAAGGGAUGACUCCUCGACCAUUGAGAAACUUGCGAAGAACAAACAGAAGCCCAUUAUCCUGGAUAAUGCUGAAAAGCUGGCUAAGGACCUGAAAGCAGUCAAAUAUGUGGAGUGCUCUGCCCUGACACAAAGAGGUCUGAAGAAUGUUUUUGAUGAGGCUAUCCUAGCUGCUCUCGAGCCACCGGAAACUCAAAGGAAGCGGAAAUGCUGUAUAUUUUAAGUGUCCCUGUUUUUCUGUAUCCAGUUCAAUAGAGAUGCUGUUCAAAUGAAUCCUUUUAAAUUGUUUCCUUCUCUCCAUAUGGAUAUGUAAAAGUUGCUGGAUGCCAUUUUGGACCUUAACAAAGUUUCUACUCCUGUAAUUGUGAUGUACAUCUAGGUAUUGUACAGUUGCACCUUUUUGUGGGUGUUAAUUUGGUUGAAAUAAAAUUGACUCAAAUGUGUUCUGGUUCACCAUAAUGGAGAGCUGUGUAAAUGGAGCUGAUGGCAUUCAGUGUGGGUCCUUGUCUUUUCUUGCUUUAUCCUUUGCAAAUGUGGCAAAGUAACAAAGGGGCACCUUCUGUGUAACUGUUUCAUUGGCAAAAUUUAUUUCAACUGAAUAGUGCCACUUAAUGGUAACAUUGCAGUAUUGUCCCUGCCUCAAAUGUGACUUCUGUGCCAGAGUUGUAAUAUUAGAUCUUUGGGUCCUUAGUCCCAUGGCAAUAGUUGUAGAACUCAAUCCACCAGUAACUUUAAAUGCUAUUUUCCCCUUUGUUUAAACUGGAUAGCUUUUUCCCUCUUUUUUUACAUAAUAGUGAUUCAUUGUAAAAUACUUUAAUUUAUAAAUUUCAAUGCUGCAGAUUUGACUUAACCCAAUUUAUGUAGUUGGCAAAGUAACUAGAGAUGGAUCUUUGAGUAAUAUUGCAACAGGACUGCAGUGGUGUGCUUAAAUAGUAAAUCUAGCUGCAACUAAAUUAGAGUAAAUGAGCUCUGUUUAGCUGCUGUAUAAAUGGAAUGAACAUAGUUCUGAUGUCUUUAAUGUUAGGUGCUUAAUAUCUACUUAUUCCUACAUUGUCAAAAUUAUGAAUGUUGUAUGUUCUAGAUACUACCAGGAAUCCAAACCACUUUGUCAAUACCAGUUUUUAAAUCUAUAUUCAUGAAAUCUGUCAUUUGCAAGGCAGUUUAGCUAUAGAUCCUUUUGCCUAGGGCCAAGGAUGUUAGUGAUAGUUGUAUUGUGUAGUAGGUUUUAUAGAGUUGUGUACAGUAAAAUCAGCAUGUUAGUGCCAACAUCCCAGAUGCAAGUUUUUAAAAAUGUAAUGCUAUUUCAUAUGUGCAAGGGAACUGCAUGUCUAGGUAAUUCUGGUGCUGCUGUUUGGGAAGUUAAUGAACUAUUAAGUGAUGGCGAAGACCCUCCUGGCUCAGCUCAUUAAGCAAUUUCUUGCUAAAAGUGAUUCCAUAAACUUCCAGGACUGUUCGUAAUUGUUUUAUCUAUUGUGAAUGAUGCCUUUUUCUAAAGCUUUCAUUGUACUUUGUUAGAGCUGCUUCAGUUGCAAUCUAAAAGAAUAUAGAAGAGAGAUCAAGGAUUACUGUGCUAUUAGAAAAGGGAAUGAGGAAAGGACUCCUUCGCUCCCAAUCUACCUUUUUGAUUUGCACACACUUGAAUCCUUAAGUUGUACUAUCUCUAAAUGAUUAUAACUAUUAACAAAACUCAUCAGGAUAAACAUUUUUAUAAGUCAGUUUGAACUGCAUCUUGUUAUUUAUGUCCACAAGAUUUGCCCAGCUGUUUUGUUUGGUUCUUGUAUUUUUUAUUUUGAAUCUGUAACCAUGAGACACCACCUUUCUCUCCCACUUUUCAGAAAGGACUAAAGAAUGUAUUUGACGAAGCAAUAUUGGCAGCCCUGGAGCCACCAGAACCUAAGAAGAAACGGCGUCCCUGCUCACUGUUAUGAGCAGUGUCUGCAGGCUGACAUAUUGAAGCAUUGUUUAAAAAAAAAAUUAAAUCAUCCUGCAAUAACACCCUGCACACAACCACGAGGGCGAUGAUGGGAGGAAUAGAAUAGCCAAUGGUAAAUUUGUCCCCCUUCUAAUGUAACGUUUAAGUAGACAUAAUGAAUUUUCUGUUCAAUUUAUUUUCCACUGGAUACUUGUCCAUAACUAGGUUUUAACCUGCUGUUAUAAAAAAAAUUCCUUGCCACAGGCAUGAAACUUGCACAGUAUUGCUUCUGUUUAAUGAACUAAUGGCUUUUUGUAAGAUAUUGCCACACUCCCAAAUGCUACAUCCAGCGACCUAGCAUCACUGUUCCACAUUGUCACCAAGCUAAAUUUAGUCUGAUACCACUUGGCUAUAAGAAUUGCAAUUGGGUCCCUGUACCUUGGUGUGCAUUAAUGGGGAGUUUUAAUUUUUGGCCAAAUCCUGACAAGCUUGCCACAUGCAAUGGGAGUUUUUGUUAAUGUUCUCCAUUAGUAAUCCACAUUUUGGAAGGCCAAAAGUACACCACUGAUAGUUCAAGGGGGGGGUCAUGAAAAUGUAAUGGGGUUCUGAUGGCACAAAAAUUUUAGCCCAAGCUGAAUAUUGGAUCUGCAGUUGGUGGUGUUGCCAUGCAGUCUGCUCGAUGAUGGAGCUGUUAAGAUGCUGGUGAUGGAUUGUGGCGCUUGGGAGUGAUGUAGGAGAUACUUGUACAUGUGCAGACUGGAUUCCUGUGGGAAUGCCAAGGAUCUCUUGUAGAGUUCAGUGUUAAGAUUUGACCAAAAUUUUGAUUUUUUUCCACUUUGAAGAGUGUGUUUCAUUAUCCUUGUAACUUUGGUUUAAAAUGAGCUUUAUUUCAUGUUGAGUUCUUUGUAUAUGCUUUUUCAAAAUAUUAAACUUGUACCUUUAAUUGCCUUUAUCUUUAUUGAUGUAUUGCAAUUGAUUACCAGUUUGGCUUUUCCCACUUUUUUCACCUAAAACCAAUAUUGUAUCAGAUUUGAAAUUUAAUGGCAUUGGCUUUUUUCCUGUAUCUGCUGUUGCACUGGCUGUGUAGAUGAAAUUACCAGCAAACAUUCUUACAUUCUUGGUUUCCUUAAGUUUUGCAUGGAAUCUUAAUGAUGUUCUUAAUCUAGAAGCCAAUCCUUGAAUCUGAUGAUGAAAUUAGACAUUCUUCUAGUUCAGUUUAAGGCAUGGGUAGAUCAGAACUCAAUACUUUAUUUACUAAUGCUACAGAAAGUGGCCCAAAAUUGCAUACUAUUUUAAAGGAAUAUACUGAAUGAAAUCUGGGCAACAAUGAGGCAUUAUGCAAAUCUCCAAUCAAUAGCUAUGUUAUCAGCCCACCUGGUAAGAUCCAUAUAAGUAGUGAUUGCACACAAACAGUAGUUUGUAACUUUUGGGAAAAUAUCAAACUGUUCAUUUAGGACACUGUGUGCAUUGGACUUUUCCAUUUGUAGCAAUAAUCAUGUGAUCUUCAAAGCAAAGCCAAUGUGCCAUGCAAUUUGUAUUUCUAGGUUGGACUGCCUGGGGGAAAAGGCUGCAUUUAGAGCAGGUAAAUAUUCUGAUUUGGUGUACUUGGGUUGCAGAAGUCCCAAAAAUAAUGGGCAACAAACUACAAGGAUGCUGUAAAUUGCAUAUGGAAAGCUGAAAAGGCCUUUAACAUUUCCAAGUUGCCUUGUGAUGUAUUUAUUUUUAAACUGUCCAUUUAUUAGCACAAUAUUACAUGGAAUCAGGUGCAAGUGGCAAUUCUUUAAAUAUAAAUAGAAGUAGACACCAGUUUUGUCCCUUUGCAAAAAAAACUCAAUUCAUAAGACAUUGCAUGUAUCCUUGUUAGAAUGGAUAGAUUGUAGCACAUUCACUUGCAUUGGAAUUCCAGUGUGGUUCUUGUGCUUGCAUGCUUUGAUCAUGGACUGUAGCAGUUAUCUGGGCCACGGUGUCAUCUGAACCUGUAACACUUGCAAAAUUGAAGAAAUACUGAAUGACACAAUUUUACUCAAGCCUAACUGGACAGUUUAUGGAAGCUCUAGUGAAAUAGUUUGGAGAUUCUAGCUUUAAGGUAUCUGUAUGGGAAAAGUUGUCUUGAAGCUUGGUGAUUUAAUUCUAGUCUUAAAAUGUAGCAUGUAAGUAUGUAUUUUUCCUACUCAACAUUAAAAUGGUACAUUUUAAUUUU
This is a messenger RNA of Pristis pectinata (smalltooth sawfish), 4621 nucleotides long. RefSeq names its product cell division cycle 42 (gene cdc42). Lineage: Eukaryota; Metazoa; Chordata; Chondrichthyes; Rhinopristiformes; Pristidae. The record is from RefSeq and is a predicted model, not a curated record. The coding region runs from base 157 to 732 and encodes 191 amino acids. The transcript is spliced from 6 exons. Gene Ontology annotation, molecular function: GTPase activity; GTP binding. Gene Ontology annotation, biological process: small GTPase-mediated signal transduction.